AUGAUGUGUCGUCAGGGUAGUAGACAUUGGGAUCUCGGUAGCCAUUUGGAUAGACCUCCAAGGCCAGCUCAUCUUCCCAAUUCUCUUCGCGCUCUUUAUAAUCAUCCUCAUCUUCGUCUUCGUCAUCGCUAUCAUCGCAAUGCACGGCUGCGUAAUCAAUAUGCUAAAGGAGGGAAGGGGGAAAGAAAUCAGGGGGCCGUUUGGGAGAGAAGAAAAGCAACGCGGAACGCUUACAACUUGGAGACUGCCGGCAGAAUCGAAAAGCUUGUCGCAUGUGAUGCAGUAGUGGUGGCCAGCGGUUUCGAGGUAGUGCUAUGCGGGGUGGUGAAAUGUAUUCUGAUUAAGGAAUCGUUUAUGGCAAAUGUCACAUUGAGGAUGACUUUCUGUGGCCUGGAUGUGCUUACGACGUUCUCCGUGGUUGUAGAAAUACUCGUCACAAGACGCGCAAUAGGAGAUGGAUUCGUAGUAAACCUCGUCUGA
This is a messenger RNA of Marasmius oreades (fairy-ring Marasmius), 480 nucleotides long. RefSeq lists its product as uncharacterized. The transcript is spliced from 2 exons. Bases 1 to 480 code for a protein of 159 amino acids. The record is from RefSeq and is a predicted model, not a curated record. NCBI's taxonomy places the organism in Eukaryota, Fungi, Basidiomycota, Agaricomycetes, Agaricales, Marasmiaceae.